Molecule: messenger RNA, 1581 nt
Organism: Malaya genurostris
Lineage: Eukaryota; Metazoa; Arthropoda; Insecta; Diptera; Culicidae
Product: probable cyclin-dependent serine/threonine-protein kinase DDB_G0292550
Exons: 1
Source: RefSeq, a predicted model, not a curated record
AAUAAUAAUAAUAAUAAUAAUAAUAAUAAUAAUAAUAAUAAUAAUAAUAAUAAUAAUAAUAAUAAUAAUAAUAAUAAUAAUAAUAAUAAUAAUAAUAAUAAUAAUAAUAAUAAUAAUAAUAAUAAUAAUAAUAAUAAUAAUAAUAAUAAUAAUAAUAAUAAUAAUAAUAAUAAUAAUAAUAAUAAUAAUAAUAAUAAUAAUAAUAAUAAUAAUAAUAAUAAUAAUAAUAAUAAUAAUAAUAAUAAUAAUAAUAAUAAUAAUAAUAAUAAUAAUAAUAAUAAUAAUAAUAAUAAUAAUAAUAAUAAUAAUAAUAAUAAUAAUAAUAAUAAUAAUAAUAAUAAUAAUAAUAAUAAUAAUAAUAAUAAUAAUAAUAAUAAUAAUAAUAAUAAUAAUAAUAAUAAUAAUAAUAAUAAUAAUAAUAAUAUUAAUAAUAAUAAUAAUAAUAAUAAUAAUAAUAAUAAUAAUAAUAAUAAUAAUAAUAAUAAUAAUAAUAAUAAUAAUAAUAAUAAUAAUAAUAAUAAUAAUAAUAAUAAUAAUAAUAAUAAUAAUAAUAAUAAUAAUAAUAAUAAUAAUAAUAAUAAUAAUAAUAAUAAUAAUAAUAAUAAUAAUAAUAAUAAUAAUAAUAAUAAUAGUAAUAAUAAUAAUAAUAAUAAUAAUAAUAAUAAUAAUAAUAAUAAUAAUAAUAAUAAUAAUAAUAAUAAUAAUAAUAAUAAUAAUAAUGAUAAUAAUAAUAAUAAUAAUAAUAAUAAUAAUAAUAAUAAUAAUAAUAAUAAUAAUAAUAAUAAUAAUAAUAAUAAUAAUAAUAAUAAUAAUAAUAAUAAUAAUAAUAAUAAUAAUAAUAAUAAUAAUAAUAAUAAUAAUAAUAAUAAUAAUAAUAAUAAUAAUAAUAAUAAUAAUAAUAAUAAUAAUAAUAAUGAUAAUAAUAAUAAUAAUAAUAAUAAUAAUAAUAAUAAUAAUAAUAAUAAUAAUAAUAAUAAUAAUAAUAAUAAUAAUAAUAAUAAUAAUAAUAAUAAUAAUAAUAAUAAUAAUAAUAAUAAUAAUAAUAAUAAUAAUAAUAAUAAUAAUAAUAAUAAUAAUAAUAAUAAUAAUAAUAAUAACAAUAAUAAUAAUAAUAAUAAUAAUAAUAAUAAUAAUAAUAAUAAUAAUAAUAAUAAUAAUAAUAAUAAUAACAAUAAUAAUAAUAAUAAUAAUAAUAAUAAUAAUAAUAAUAAUAAUAAUAAUAAUAAUAAUAAUAAUAAUAAUAAUAAUAAUAAUAAUAAUAAUAAUAAUAAUAAUAAUAAUAAUAAUAAUAAUAAUAAUAAUAAUAAUAAUAAUAAUAAUAAUAAUAAUAAUAAUAAUAUUAAUAAUAAUAAUAAUAAUAAUAAUAAUAAUAAUAAUAAUAAUAAUAAUAAUAAUAAUAAUAAUAAUAAUAAUAAUAAUAAUAAUAAUAAUAAUAAUAAUAAUAAUAAUAAUAAUAAUAAUAAUAAUAAUAAUAAUAAUAAUAAUAAUAAUAAUAAUAAUAAUAAUAAUAAUAAUAAUAAUAAUAAUAAUAAUAAUAAUAAUAAUAAUAAUAAUAAUAAUAAUAAUAAUAAUAAUAAUAAU